CUCAGAGAUGUGACACUGAGCAUCCCUCCCCUCUGUCUGCUCAUUUCCAUGCACAGCUCACAUAUCACAGAGCUCUGAGCUGGGGAUGUCUGCUGGCUGCUGCCUGUGCCAGGGAGGAGGCUGUAUCUGAUGCUCUCUUGGUCCCCUGUCUGGAUGGAGCUACAGCCAGGGCCUGCACGCCCAGCGUGUCCAGAGCAGAGCAGAGAUGGCGGGAGUAUUAGCAGCUCCCAUCCUGCGGCCCCGGCCGAGGUAACUGUUCAAGAACCUCAACAAUCCGUGACAGUCGAAGAGGAGUCGGGAGCCCUGGUACCUACCUCUGGACUCUUGCAGGUCACAGAAAGGAGACAACCCCUAAGCAGCGUAUCUUCACUUGAAGUCCAUUUUGACCUCUUGGACCUGACGGAACUCACAGAUAUGUCUGACCAGGAACUGGCUGAAGUGUUUGCAGACUCAGAUGAUGAAAAUCCACAGAAUGAGCCUCCUCCAGGUCUGCAGUUGCCCCCACUCCCUCGAGCUGGGUAUCUGCGAUCUCCUUCAUGGACCAGGACAAGAGCAGAAAGAGAAAAGAAACAUCUGAGUGACUCCGAGCUCCAGGGCGGCCUGCUGGAUGCCUUCAUCACUGCAGAGAGAUCCAAAGAAAACUAAACAGCCUUCACUCACCCAAUGUGGUCCAACUCCAUUCCACCUGCCCCGGGGUCACACUGGGAAAUGGACCACAAACAAUGCCAAGAGUACAGCUCCAGAAACUGCACUAACCACAGAGAGGAAACAACAUAUAUAGAGAGACCUCAAAAACAAAGCAAUCUCCAAGCUCCGCUCACAGAGCUCCCUGCUGGGUUACUGCAUGAGGGAUUGCUGGAUCACACAUGGACUUCAGGGUGUAGAAAACUCUUAAAAAGGAGCUGUGAUCUGUACGACAAAGACCAGGAACUAAUGCUGGAACAGCAAAGACCUAACAUUAAAAGUUCAGGGAGAGUUUCCAGUCGCGGGCACAGUUAGUACAAAGGUAGCUUGCAGAACAAUAACCUCUUGAUUGACCAUGAUCUGGAUGUCAUGUCACCAUAAGGUCUAUGUUGGAUUACAGUGAAGGGUGCUGGCACCCAAAACAUUGCAGAGACAGGCAUCACGUCACCUUCUUGGAAGAUUGAAACAUGUAAGGAGAGGAGUCUCUGAAUGGAUGAUUGGCAUGUUGUAAUCGUCACAUUGUCUCUUUCACAAGCACAGUUCCCCCUACAGCCUUAAUUACACUCGCACCAUCAGCAGACAUACCAGUACCUACAAGUGGCCUCUCUGGGUCUCCAAAAAGCCACAACCAUCUGUCUCUAAACCCUGUGUCAUUACAGAAUCUCUGUUGUCCUAUUGUAUGGUCGGUCAUUGAGAAGAGGCAGCACUGGGAUGACAUUUCCAAAGGGAUAUAUCCCUUUUUUUUUUUUUAAAGCUUCGAGGGCACUUCUGCACUUUAAUAUAAGUCAUAUUGCACAGCCGCACCCCACAAUGAUGGGAUCUCCCAAUGAAGCCCUCGUUUCACCAUUUCCCUAAAUGAGGGGCCUCUAAAAAACCACAGUGAGCUCACCCUGCAAGUAAAACACGUAUGACGUGCAUAUUUAGUGAGUCAAACAGACUGACCGCUGACGGACUGACUUCGACCAUGAGUGAGGGGUUGGUAUCCCUAUUAUUAUUAUUAUUAUUAUUAUUUUAUUAUUUAUAUAGCGCCAUCAGAUUCCGUAGCGCUGUACACAAGAGUGCUCCUAGAAAAACUCCCAAGAUGCAUUACACUGGGUACAGGUUGUACACCGAAAAUUAGCACUUUAUGAACAACAAUAAUAAUACUAUCCACAGAAGAGAAGUUAGUAAAGUGUCAAGUGCCUCCUGUGUGAGAUUAAAGUUCGAGUUUCAGGGCACGAGAUCAAAACGUCUAAAGCAAGCUAACAUCUGAUUGAACCUUAUUAUUUUUUCAUGCCGACGUGGGGAGUCACAGCCAGAGUAGGUGUGGCAGGAGCUGCAUAAACAGAAACUACGUGAUUUAACUCUCCUAAAUGGCAGAUCAUUUUUCCAAAGCAGCUAUCCUAGCCUGAAUUUGUCGUUCAGAUUUUGAUUCAAUACAAGUUGUAGUUUAGUAAGUACAUCCCAGAUUAACACAGUUUGCCAGGAACACACAGCUCACCCCCUCCCCUUUAACGACUCCCACUCCCAAUUAACAGCUUUCUACGCAAACUGUCACCUUAGAGACACAGUUAGUGCAGUCUGCUAUUCCCCGCCAGCGUUCUGUUCACACAGAGCACAGUGAUAUUAUUAAAAGGUGAUAUGUGCAGUCACGGAAUACGUCUAAAAUAGCACAGAUAAAUAACAGCCAAUAGUUUUACAUCGUUACAAUUAACAUUCCAUAAAAAUCUGUCCCUACAAGUCUUCACAAGGAAAGCCCUGCUUUAACACAGGUGGAACAAGUAAAAAUAAAUUGCCAGUUGGUCUGGCCAUGAAGAACGAUACCUUGGACAGUAUAUAGAAUUCAUCAUCUGCAGGACGGAAGGCAGUUUCUUAAUCAUAAAUGGAUUCCAGUGGAGCUGCCUUGAAGAGUGAUUAGUAUUCCUUCUGCAGCAUAUGAACGCUAUGUACUGCCCCUUAUCAUUUGGAGAGAAGCAUACAGGGAUGCCUUUAGUCCCAUCAAAUCAUAAUAAUAUAACAAUCAGAAUAUUAAUACGAUCUAACUGUGGGUAUCCUGUACCUGUGUUAGUUCAUUCUUUAGUACCCAGUUUCCAGAGAUGCUGGGGCCCCCCCACAGUGCAGGCUUUAGGGCCCCCCGUCUGACUGAUAGUAUUGAAGUUACCUGUUAGAACAGAUCAUUAGUGAAUACUCAUAUGGGACCUCCAGCUAAGCACUGGGCUGCAAAGCAUCUUGGGGGCGGUAGUUCUGACACAGAUCUUAGUACCUCCCAUCAUUUCAAAUUGGCAAAGAGGGACACUUUAAAUUUAGGGGUGUUGCCAGGGGCAGGGCAAUUCUGAGACUUUCUCUGUGACUUACUAAUAACAAUUUAUCCAACUAAAAUGUAAUUUAGAAGAACAAUGUGUCCUAUUUACACAGACUGAUUUCUAAACACAUUUAUUGUAGGUUAAAGACACAUUACUGGGAGUAUUAUUGC
Molecule: messenger RNA, 3136 nt
Organism: Pelobates fuscus (common spadefoot toad)
Lineage: Eukaryota; Metazoa; Chordata; Amphibia; Anura; Pelobatidae
Gene: DBNDD1
Product: dysbindin domain containing 1
Exons: 4
Coding region: 130-645 (171 amino acids)
Biological process (GO): negative regulation of protein kinase activity
Cellular component (GO): cytoplasm
Source: RefSeq, a predicted model, not a curated record